CGAAACCAGACUAAGUCCGACCGUGACUAGCGGCGGUGGGCCACCCGGGCACGUGAGCAGCUGCCUUGCGAUGACAGCUGAUCUCCUUCUCGACAGCCAACUUUCAAUCCUCAAUUCUAAUCGCGCUUCCCCUGCUGCUGGGUGACGGUACUACUGGAUCAAAUAGUGGUUCUUUUAUAGCGUUGCGGUGUCCUAUGGUUACUCCAUUCCCCCGGAUUCUGGUCUGCAGUGUAUGAAGGAACUAAAGUUGGGGGGCAGAAACCAGGCACUCAGGUUUCCCACGGUGCAUAGAACUGCAUCCACACCUAGGUUUGCAGAACCAGUAAUCGGGGCACAACCCGCUCUUGGUCUGUGUUUCCUGAUCACAUACGUGGGUGGUCACUCUGUGGCUAAGAUCCUCUAAAAGCAGGUAGUUGACGAAGACAUCGAC
Molecule: messenger RNA, 430 nt
Organism: Aspergillus eucalypticola CBS 122712
Lineage: Eukaryota; Fungi; Ascomycota; Eurotiomycetes; Eurotiales; Aspergillaceae
Exons: 1
Coding region: 233-403 (56 amino acids)
Source: RefSeq, a predicted model, not a curated record